Messenger RNA from Vanessa atalanta (red admiral), 2933 nucleotides. RefSeq names its product actin-related protein 2 (gene Arp2). The coding region runs from base 107 to 1306 and encodes 399 amino acids. Gene Ontology annotation, biological process: Arp2/3 complex-mediated actin nucleation. Gene Ontology annotation, molecular function: actin filament binding. Gene Ontology annotation, cellular component: actin cortical patch; Arp2/3 protein complex. The transcript has 12 exons. The record is from RefSeq and is a predicted model, not a curated record. NCBI's taxonomy places the organism in Eukaryota, Metazoa, Arthropoda, Insecta, Lepidoptera, Nymphalidae.
UAAACGUCCUGUGUUCCGUGGGGUGUAGCAUUUGAUUAUUUUAUUGAAAAUACAAUUUUAAUUAAAAUUAUAAUAAUAAUUAAAUAACUUAAUCAUAUACUUUAAAAUGGAUGACCAAGGAAGGAAAGUUAUCGUUUGUGAUAACGGCACAGGCUUUGUGAAGUGUGGAUAUGCCGGUAGUAACUUCCCAGCCUUUAUUUUCCCUUCGAUGGUCGGAAGACCGAUUAUAAGAGCUGAAAAUAAGAUCGGCGAUAUUGAUGUCAAGGGUAUUUGUGUAAAAGAUUUAAUGGUUGGCGAUGAAGCGUCACAGUUACGAUCGAUGCUUGAGGUCAGCUAUCCUAUGGAGAAUGGCGUGGUACGGAACUGGGAGGAUAUGUGUCACGUUUGGGACUACACGUUCGGGCCGAGCAAGAUGAACAUCGACCCAAAGGAAACUAAGAUAUUAUUGACGGAACCGCCCAUGAAUCCCACGAAGAAUAGAGAAAAAAUGAUUGAGGUUAUGUUCGAAAAAUACGGAUUCGACAGCGCCUAUAUCGCUAUACAAGCUGUUCUAACGCUCUACGCUCAGGGUCUUAUAUCAGGAGUUGUAGUCGAUUCGGGUGAUGGUGUAACUCAUAUCUGCCCGGUAUACGAGGAAUUUGCGCUCCCUCAUCUCACGAGGAGGCUGGACAUCGCGGGUAGAGAUAUAACGAGAUACCUCAUUAAGCUGCUCCUCCUGCGUGGCUACGCGUUCAACCACUCGGCUGACUUCGAGACGGUUCGCAUGAUGAAGGAGAAGCUCUGCUACAUCGGAUACAAUGUGGAACAGGAGCAAAGGCUGGCCUGGGAGACGACGGUGCUCGUUGAACCUUACGUGCUACCGGACGGCCGAGUGAUCAAAGUGGGAGGUGAGCGGUUCGAGGCCCCCGAGGCGUUGUUCCAGCCCCAUCUCAUCAACGUGGAGGGUCAGGGUAUCGCGGAGCUCGUCUUUAACACUAUACAGGCGGCCGAUAUCGACAUGCGCAACGAGCUGUACAAGCACAUCGUGCUGUCGGGGGGCUCCACCAUGUACCCCGGCCUGCCGUCGCGGCUGGAGCGGGAAAUCAAGCAGCUCUACCUCGAGCGAGUGCUCAGGAACGACUCCGACAAGCUCGCCAAAUUCAAGAUCCGCAUAGAGGACCCCCCGCGACGCAAGGACAUGGUGUUCAUCGGAGGCGCUGUCCUGGCCGAAGUCUGCAAGAACCGGGACAACUUCUGGCUCACGAGGCAGGAGUACCAGGAACAGGGAAUAUCCUGUCUCCGAAAGCUCGGCCCACGAGCGAGUUAAUAUAAACAGUAUUAAAUAUAUUGUAAUCUACUUAAGGUCAUUUCCAAUACUUAUCAUAGUUUGUUUUUAUACUUAAUGAGAUUUAAUUAAUUAGAAAAUAUAACAUGAAUUUAUUCUUUUUGGUUUAAAGUGUUUAAUAUGAAUUUAAAAGAACAAGCUCUCAAACAUAAAAAUAGUUUUGUCAAUUCAGUACCGUCUUUAAUAUAAGGGCAUACGAGGUCCGAGGCCAUGGUUCUCUUUGUCAGGAAGCCCAGAAAACCGGAUAUAAUCUUUUUAUUUUUUAAUUUCACUUGGCGGUUCGGUGCAUCCUUGAGUUGAGGGGGCCGAGAGAAAACGAAAAGUAUUUUAACAUUUAUUUAUUAAACAAAUUUCGAUAUGUUUUUACAAUAAGAUUUGCAAAAAGUGGAAAAAUAUUGUCGUCCACGGUUUCCACACUGUACUUGUCCAACAGGGUCUCAUAUUGUCGUGUGUGGGGCCCCGGAAUGGUUUAAGACGGCCCUGUAUCAACAUCAAUAUACAAAGACAAUGUAAAUAAUGUCAAGACGAAAAUGUGUACAGUCUGCUUAUUAUCUAGUGCACGAAAAUAUGUACGUUUGUGAAAAUACAGCUAAUUCUAAUGUCAGGAGUGAAGACAUAAACUUUGACCUUGAAUUGCCAUGACGUCACGAUAAAAAAAUGACGUAUUAUUUAUGGAUGCGUUAAGAAUGUAAUAAACAGGUGUUUGUAAUGCUCAAUAUAUUUGAGCUAAUACCAAAUGACAUGCAAUAUGUAAAUCUAAGGUUUGUGUAUUUUAACUCCUCCUGCCAUUGGAAUGGAUUAUAUGCUUGUACGACUGAGAGCUGUAAAGUUCGUGGACUUUGUAAAUACGUAAAACCCAUCGGUAUUUAAAGUUUUCUGCUCCCUAUGUGUAUUUAUAAAAGGCUGAAUAUGCACAAUGUUGUCGUCAAUGUACGGUAGACAUGUCUGUGUUAUAGUCAGAACUCUUUUUAGUCAAAAUGACUUGAUUAACUAUAAGUCAAUUGUACAUCCGUAAUCGUUUUUAAGGUACGAAUAUCAAGUCUAUAUAUAUGAGACAUUUUGAAGUGUAACAUCUUUCACUUCCCUUUCCUGCGAUCUGUGGAAGAAAUUUGGUAAAAAGGGACGGAAGUAUGUAACGGGAAGGUGGGGAAGCGCGCUAUUUGAUUGGACCAAUGAGCGCGCGGUGCUAGAGUCGACGUCAGAUGGUACGAACAUAUUUACUGAGAGGAUAUAAUGUUAACAUUGCUUAUUACCUACGGGAGCUAACAGACAAGCAAAAGGGAUAGUUACUGAGAAAAAUAAAGGUUUUUUAAAAUUAGUACUAUUAAUUUUUAUUUCCGGUCAAAAUAAGUUUUGUCUAAAAUUGAGUUCUUACUGUAACAUACAUGCAGUCAGUAAUAUUAUAAGCCAAUAAAAUACAUUAGAAUUUGACCGUAAGUUGAAAUAAUUUGAUAAUAAUUAUUAAAAUGUAAAAAUGUCUUGCGUUAUAAAAUUAAUAUUAAACAUAAAACUUAUCGAAAUUGAAGUUCUAAGACUGUUUUAAUUUGCAUUUAAAGUAUUCUUUUAUCAUUAAUAAAUUUUAUACAAUCAUAUAUAGAAGAAAAUGCAU